Messenger RNA from Aspergillus glaucus CBS 516.65, 318 nucleotides. RefSeq names its product vacuolar ATPase assembly integral membrane protein VMA21. The record is from RefSeq and is a predicted model, not a curated record. Gene Ontology annotation, biological process: vacuolar proton-transporting V-type ATPase complex assembly. NCBI's taxonomy places the organism in Eukaryota, Fungi, Ascomycota, Eurotiomycetes, Eurotiales, Aspergillaceae. Gene Ontology annotation, cellular component: endoplasmic reticulum membrane. The transcript has 3 exons. Bases 1 to 318 code for a protein of 105 amino acids.
AUGUCCAGCCGUCGUCCUGAAAAGUCGUAUGCAGACGCUGUGGCCUCUGCGCCGAAAGAAGCUUCAGCCAACUCUGAUGUCACUCCCGCUGUUCCUGCCAAUGUCAUCUUCAAACUCCUGGCCUUCACUCUCGCCAUGGUCGCUGCUCCGAUUGGCAUAUACUUCUUGACUGUGAACUCCAUUUUCAGCGGAAACUCGACAUGGGCCGGGGUUACAGCGGCAGUGACUGCGAACGUUGUCCUAUUUGCUUAUAUCUUUGUGGCAUGGCAGGAGGACCAAGGAGAGAGAGCUGCGGAGAAUGAAAAGAAAGCCCAGUGA